Molecule: messenger RNA, 2139 nt
Organism: Cryptosporidium ubiquitum
Lineage: Eukaryota; Apicomplexa; Conoidasida; Eucoccidiorida; Cryptosporidiidae
Exons: 1
Coding region: 1-2139 (712 amino acids)
Source: RefSeq, a predicted model, not a curated record
AUGAAAAUAGAAAUUAAUUUUUCUUUAUUUUUUUCUUUUCUAAUACUAAUAUCCGGUCUUUCUACCUCUUUGGGUAAUAUUCAUGAUCAACUUGACGUCAAAUUUAAAACUUUUAAUAGUGACCAUGAUAUAUUAGAAUCUCCAGCCAAUUCAGUGCCAAAAACUCGAAGAACAACUGAGGAGAUUUCAAGUGAUCUGGAAUCUUCAUUUGAUGUGUCGGAUUCACUUGAUGAAUAUCAUAAAGUUAGAAAUACAUGUACUGGAAUUAGAGAAGAUGGGAAAGCAAGAAAUAAUAAAAAGGCUAAAUUAAGAAAAGUGAAUGGGCUGGUUGGAAAUAUGAACUAUAGAAAGCAAAAGCGAACAAGCUCUGAGUCCGGAACACCAAGCAAAUAUUUCUCAUUCAGAGGAGCAGAAGAGCAUUCAGUCGACGACUUGGACUUAGAAGGUUUGUUUGAUUUGGAUUACGGAGGAAGAGAAAGAAUUACGGAAAUCCAUAAAAUCACACCAAAAGAUAUCUAUGAAGAUGAAUUUAGGCCAAGAAAGUAUGAAUAUGCAAUUGGGGCAACUUCAAGAGAUAAGAAGUACGACAUACAUAGAAAAGAAAAAGAUGAUGAAAUUGUAUUAGUUAUUACUCCGAAGAACUUUUUCGCUGAUAAAAAUGGAAAACUUUCAUUCCUUCCUAGUUUAGCUUUAAAGAUAAACAAGAAUUCUAGGCUCUCAACGUUAGUUAAGAUGAUCCGCAAGCUCAUAUCUUCUGCUUAUCCCGAUAUUAAUAUUGAGAGAAUUCGUCAUUUAGGAACACAAAUCAUUUUGAAUGAAGCACCGCAAACAGUUAAACUCAGUUCAUUAAAGAUUAGAAAUGGAAAUGAGAUUUCUGUUACAUUUAAAAAAAUUCCAAAGGAUGAAAAAUCUGAUAAUAAAUACUAUGAAGUUCAAGAGUUGUUUGGAGAAGAGCUUCCAAUGACUCCAGAAGGAAAAAGUUUUCUUGAGCUUCCCGAUACACCUGCUCAGAAAAAUCUCCAUUAUAACCAAGGCUCCGAGACUAAAGAUGUUUUGGAAGAUAAGGUAUUAAUAUCUGAAAGGGAUGAUUCAUAUAAUAACAACUUCAUUGCAGAGCCACCUAUGGUUGAAAUUUUUGACAGUUCUUUGCCCAAAAAGGAUGAUAUGAAUGCUGGAGAUAUAUCUGGUGAAUUAAAGUCUGAUUAUCUUGGAAGUAUUCAAUUUGAUCAUGUUCCUUUUGAGAACUUAGAGAGUGAAUCUUAUGAUCAAAAAAAUCUUCAGGGAUAUAAAUUCUUAAUUGGGAGUGACGAAAUGGACAAUAUAUACGAAGAAAGAGCAGUGGAAGCUGAGAAAGAAGCUUCCAAUCAAAAUAUGAAUGACCCAUCUUCAAAUAUUGAGCUGAAUAAUUGCAAUUAUAAAGUAAACUUUAAACAAAUAACAGUACCGGCAUCUAAUUUUACUAGUGAAAUUGGAAACAGUUUUUCUAAAAACAUUUUAGUUCGAAAUGUCACAUUCAAAGAAUUAGAACCAUGCAAGUUGGAAACUCUAAUAACAGAAAUUAAUAAAAUACUAAAAUCCAUAAACCAAAACUAUUCUAUUGUCGGAUUGGAACAUAUUCCAUCAAAAAGAGAGCUUCUGAGUCUUUCAAAAGGGAAAGAAACACAUCAUCUUUUAGAUCUCGAAAUAAUCAAGGGUGAUGAAUUUAACGCUUUUUCAAUACUCAAUUCAAAACCAGAAUAUGGUUCUAUGAAAAAUAUCAGUGAUGAAGAUGAUUUCAUACUUGUCACAACUGACCCAAUAGAAAAAAAACUUUUAGCAGACAAAUGCCAACUCUACAUGACUAUUUUUGUUGAUAACACAUUAUUUUAUGGAGAAGAAGGCCAACCUAAUUCUGAAGAAUCCUUCAAUAUUAAUCAAAACUUGGUUAAAGGGGGGAAAAAAUACCUUAAAGCAGUAAAUGUAUGUACUCAAAGUUAUAUUUCUAUCAAAAAAGUACUAGAAAAGAUUAAGAGUAUUAUGAAAAUAGAUCCAUCUUCUAAAGGAAUCUUCAUAUGUGGAGAUAAAAUCGUUGAUUCUCUUAGCAAUUUACCAGUUUCAUUUAUUGAAUCAGAAACUUGUGUUCUUCGAUAUGAUUCAUAA